This is a messenger RNA of Harpia harpyja (harpy eagle), 1127 nucleotides long. Its product is annotated as sushi, nidogen and EGF-like domain-containing protein 1. NCBI's taxonomy places the organism in Eukaryota, Metazoa, Chordata, Aves, Accipitriformes, Accipitridae. Gene Ontology annotation, biological process: cell-matrix adhesion. The record is from RefSeq and is a predicted model, not a curated record.
UUUGGCAGAUGAAGGCUCCCUCCCUCCUCCUCCUCCUCCUCGGCCACGUGGAGCAGUGGGGACCCCUGGGGACGUGGGGGGCACCCAUGGGACCUUCAGGUCGGGUGCUGUACCCCUUCGGAUUGGAGGUCGGGGACGAGGCCACGCCCCCCGAAGAUGACGGGAUGAGCCCCGAGAUCUUCCUCUGGGAGAACUUCUCCUUCUACGGCCAACGGCACCGCUCGCUCUACGUGAACAACAACGGGGUGGUGUCCUUCGGAAUAGCGGUCCCCGAAUUCACCCCCCAACCCUUCCCGUUGCCCGGUCCCCGCCCCUUCGUGGCCCCAUACUGGGCCGACGUGGACACCGGACUGGGAGGAAACGUCUACUACCGACAAAGCCGGGAGCCGGAGCUUCUGGCCCGCCUCUCCCGCGAUCUGGCCAAUGCCGUGGAGCCAUCCGAGCCGCCUCCCAAACCCACGUGGGCCUUCGUGGCCACCUGGUACCGCGUCUCCUUCUUCGGAGCCGCCUCCACCAAGGUGAACACCUUCCAGGCCGUGCUGGCCACCGACGGGGCCACCUCCUUCAUCAUCCUCAACUACGGCGACAUCCAAUGGACAACCGGCAUCUCCAACGGCGGCGACGCCCACACCGGCCUGGGGGGAAUCCCGGCGCAGGCCGGCUUCAACAGCGGGGACGGCGUGCACUACUACAACAUCCCGGGCUCGCGCUCGCCGGCCGUGUUGCGCAUCGGCCGCAAAAGCAACGUGGGGAUUUUGGGGCGCUGGAUCUUCCGCGUGGACCAGUUCACGGCCACCGAGGGACCCCCCCUGGAGACCCCCGGCACCCCUUCGCCCCCCCCCCCCAACCUCGCCAACUCCCACCCCACCCGCGACCACCGAGGAGAAGACGUACCUCUGCGGGUGAAGAAGGACACGCCCGCCCGGAAGACGCGUACCCGUGAAAACACCAAUAAAGACUUGCCGAGCAGCGCGUGCGUGUGCGUGCACACGCGUGUGCAAACCGUGCACGCCGGGACACGCGUCUCGCACAGGCGGCACCCACAUCACGCGACAGCCGGUGGCACCAGCACCCACCCUGCAUUAAAACCAGUGACACCAGCACCCACCCCGCAUCCCAACCAGUGA